Paramuricea clavata is the source of this 4314-nucleotide messenger RNA. Lineage: Eukaryota; Metazoa; Cnidaria; Anthozoa; Malacalcyonacea; Plexauridae. The record is from the annotation of a GenBank genome assembly.
AUGGAAGGAAGUGUGGCAGGAGUGAGAAUUUUACCGGCGGUUGUGCAGUUUCACGAUGCUGAACCCGGAGUGUUGCAUCAAAUGAGCCUGAAAGUACAAAACUUGAGCAAAUUCUCAAAGUCUGUAAGAUUUCAUGCUCCUGACUCUAAGGUAAAGAGUUUUAUAGUCCUACUUUUCUAUAUGUGCAACUGAAUACGAUAUUUAAAAUAAUUUACUGAGGUCGGAUUUUACUGUAUCCCACUUUAUAUCCCAGUGUAUAAAUCAUUGAAUAUAUAUGUCAUAUAUAGCACACACAUUAAACAGGGGGUGGUAUGCUGUUGCUUUCUGAAAUGUACCAAGAAAAUUACAUUUAACAGGCAUACUUGGGCCAGUGUGGAAAGUUUGUAUCGCGCAGCGGAUAUCUCCGGUGCGCAAUUUUGAUGCUUUCUAUAUAUUUACUGUUAAAUUUUCGAAAUAUCCGGCGCGCAAUUUCCAAACUUUCCAGUCUGGUACUUGGGUCUGCAGGCUUCUUAAUUAUGACCCGUAUUCUGGAAGCCUGCUCAGAAUAGUCUUGUGCAAGCCAGGUCGCCCUUUCCAUUAACGAAUUAAUUACACACCAUCAAAUCACACCAUGAAAUGCUAAAUUGAAUUACUUGGGUAUGGUACAGUAAAUGUAACAGUUGUAAAAUUAUAUAGUCUGUUCCAAGGCAUCUUACUUCAUGCAAAAACUAAUAAAUUUCCUUUUAAUGUCCAGUUUUUCUCAGUGAAAGUUAAAAAUCCUGACAAACCAAUUGCUCCAGGACUUGAUGUAACAGCCUUGGUUGAAUAUUACACUGAGCAUGCAGAAGAUAAACAAGACCGAGCAAUUCUAUUGGUCGACAAUGACAUCAUUGAGAUUCCUUUGAUAGCGUAAGUUUAAGUAUCAUGAAAAUAAUUAACCCAAUGAGUCACCUUGACAAGUAAAAUCGUCUGGCGAAAAUUCACUUUUUCCGGUGGGGGGGGCAAAGCCUCCUAAAUUUCCGACAAAACUUUCAAAUUUCUGACAUACCUCCCACUUGCACUCGAAAAGACUGUUUUUAGCCCUCUUUUAGAUCAAAAUUUGCGAAAAUUCGUCAAUUUUGCGGAAGGUGGGGGGGGCAGCCGCCCCCCCCCCUCCCACCAAGAUUUCCGCCACUGCAGUAAAGUAGGUUGCAUCAGGGUGCAUUGCUACUUAAAGGUUUAAUAUUAACAGAGAUUUGUUCAGGAAUUAAUUAGAGGUUUGUUUUUUGUUCCAUGGUAUGUAUUUUUUUCUUCUUCUCAAUUUAGAUUCACUCCAUCUCCUCAACUGGAAAUCAGAGGUCCAGUGAAUUUUGGUUCAACAGUAGCAGACGGGAAGGUUCUUACUGCCUACUUCUCCAUUGAUAACUAUGGAAGCAAAGCAGGGGAGUUUAAGAUCAAAUACACUGGAAAAGAACCUCUAACUUUAUCUCCCACUAGCGGCGUGGUUGAGGCGGAAACAUCUCAAAAAAUUAAGGUGAUUUUGUGUUUUGCCUGUUAGUAAUAAAGUAACCCACUUCAUUUAAUUUAUAUUUGGCAGCUCUAUCAUGUUGCAACUAUACAUGCAGUAAUAAAUCUAUGUGGUGUUUCCACAAACAAAACUAUUAUAUGUUUUAUCGACAUGCAAACAUACAAAGAACUUAUACAUGUAGAUGCCCAGUAUGGGCCAUUAUGGCACUUACUAUAAUAAUUCCUUAUUACUCCUGUUAAUUGGGACAUGGGAAAGCAAGUGAGAUGUAGAUAUGUUGUUAAGUAGAUAAAUUUGUUUCUCCUUUUAGGUGGAAUUUAUCAGUAAAAGCUGUGGAAAACUACAAGAAAUUGUGAAGUAAGGAUAAUAACUAUUCUGUGCAAGCCUGUAGAUUUAUCAUAUCAAGUACUUGCAUUACUUAGGUUUAUACCAUAAAUAGUGAAAAACAUGUCAAUCUAGAUCAAAAGUCAAACUUUUGAUAUGCUGAAUCUAUAAUGCAUUAAUCUUGCGAGUUUAGGUCAUUUACAUCAGGGUCAGCAAAUAAUUAGUGUAAUGUUUCAAUUAAUAGGCCUAAUUUUUCCAAUUAUUUAGUGUGAAGCUGGAAGGCCAAGAGCAAGCUCAUGUAGAGAUUCUAGCAAAAAUAGUUGAAAGAAACAUCCAGUUUUUGAAUCCAGCAAGCAAAACACAAGUACAACAUGUACAAUUUGGCCCAACAUAUUAUGGCACUGAUCAACUGCAGUCCUUCUUGUUGUGCAAUAAUGGACCAGAUAUGAUCAAUUUUGUUGUCUUGUUGGAUGAGGAUAGCGAAGGGCAGGAGGUGGUAAGUUGGGAUCUAUCUACAAAUUAUUUAGAUCCUUGUAAAAAAAGCUGAUUUACAUUUGCCUUGUUUGUGCAUUAAAUAAUUCCAGCUAUAGGUGAAAUUUUGAUCUAGACAUGAAGAACAAAGUCCAUUACCAUAGCUGGAAAGCGCAUCUUAAAAUGAGUAGAAUUGCAAAGUUUGGUUGUGAAUGGUUGUAAAAUGAAGAAAAUAUAGCCCUGUGAAGUUCGCAAAUUUUGUAUAUAUUUGCAUUACGCGCGAUAAAAAUAACCAUUUUUGACCCGCACCUCCUCGACAUUGUGGUAUAUAGGUUGGAUCUCUGAAAAUUACGCACCCCCUCUAUCUGAUGAGCAUCAGACACGCCCUUUUGCGAAGUAUAUCACAUCAUGUUGCAACUCCUAAACAGUGUUCUCUUUUCAGGGUCUAGAUUUAACCAAGACUGCAACAGCGUUGAUGGUAUCUCAACCACAAUCUCAGUCAGAUGAUGGUGAUGAGACAGAAGACUUAACCUCCUUAAUUACAGUCUUUCCUAACCAAGGAACGCUUGCUCCAGGAGAAACUGCAGAACUUUACUUCAAAUUUAGCCCAAGAUUUCAAAGAUCGAACUUGGGAUGGAAGAGCGUUGAGGAAGUAGCGCCAAGGAAGGAUUAUGCAUUGUUUAUUAACAUUGAGGCAGUUGGCAUUAUUAACAAGAAUGAUGAAGGCACAUUUAAACAUGGUACGCAAUCAUGUCUUAACAUUGCCAUUGCCACUGGGGAGAAAUGUUUUUCACGAAUAAAUUAAGUGUUUUAUUUUUUUUUUAAUUUUCAAACGCUUAUUGGUUAAGCAACGACGGUUUCCUUAUUCCUAAACACGCAAAAAGACUGGCAGUGAUAAUUUACAGCAGCUAGCUGUGUAUGUUGAACUAUCCGAAAAAAGUCUCGUUGUAGGGAGGUUAAGAUUGACGUGAAGAAUGACGUCUACGGCAGAACACAAACGGCAAACUUCAAUUUAAAUAUGUUUGAAGCGAAACCAGGAUUAUUCAUGAUAAGUUUGUAGGCGUUCUCUGGUUUUAAAUAUUUAUUUAGUACGAGCUUUUGACUGCCAGUCUGUAGUCUUCAACUGGUGGAUUACAAUGUUGAAGACUGCAGACUGGCAGUCAAAGUUUGUACUAGGCAAACUUCAAUUUUGAAGUCCAAUUUUGAGGUCAACUGUUAGCUGUUCAAAGUUAGGACAAUUUGUGCACUAAAAAUUGAAGCGUGAAUUAGCUAAAAACUUGUCGAAACCUUCAAAAACUUGUAGAAUUUACCUUCAAAUGCAUGCGAUUUGACGUUUGUCGUUUGCGGUCUGCCGUAAAAGUCAAUCUUAACCUCUCGAUUAAGAAAAUUUUGACGUCUCCAGCCAUGAUCCUUCAUCAGUUAUGCCGUUUCGACUGGUAUAUAUUUUUUUCUCAUCAUUUCCAGGAUGCAAACUUGAGAUUGCAGUUUCAGGCACGGCUGUACCGGUGGAUAUCUCUGUUCAUCCUAGUGCUAAAUUCUUAUUUGGUGAAUGUAGUGUUGGCGAACACAUCAAUGCUUUAUGUUCCAUUACUAACAACUCCACCCUCCUGCCAACUACGUUUGCUACAAAACCAGUAGCCCAUUUUCACCCCAAACCAUGCAAAGCUGCCCUGAAACCCUCCCACUCGGCUGAUAUCAUGAUCUCAUUUAAACCCAAACAAAUGGGAACAUUCGCGUCGAAGUUAGAGUUGAACUUUCUGGGUGCAAUCCUAGACCCUGAUACAACACCCAACGCCAAAACGCCGGUUGUUUAUAAACAAGUUGUCAUACAUUCCUUGUGUUUACAACUUCACGGCGUUUGUAACAAUCCAGGUGCCUCGGCAAGGAGUGACGCGCGUCACAUGGGCUUACCAUCAUCUGUCAGUUCACCGAGGACAAGUGAUAUUAGAAACAAGAAAAGUGGCUUUGACGUCGCCCAGCCCAAUGAUAGAGCGACAAGCAUCCGUCCGGCUGAACGGCACUCAAAAAUUCGGUAA